Molecule: messenger RNA, 919 nt
Organism: Tripterygium wilfordii
Lineage: Eukaryota; Viridiplantae; Streptophyta; Magnoliopsida; Celastrales; Celastraceae
Exons: 1
Coding region: 39-740 (233 amino acids)
Source: RefSeq, a predicted model, not a curated record
GCACACAUCUUCUCAAGAACCCAAAAAACCUCUCUCAAAUGUUUCUCCAAAACAUGACCAAAAUGCCACAAGACCCGAAGCAAGAUUACUAUUAUCCAAUAAAAACCCAAAAAGGAAUUCGAUUCAUUAUUGGGUUCCUUUUGCCUAUUUUUGUCUAUGUAUCUAUCUCUUACACAUUCAAACUCUCUCCUUCAAAUUUGUUCAACAACACCAAGUUCUGGUUCUUCAUCUCCAACACUCUACUCCUCAUCAUCGCUGCUGAUUACAACUCAUUCUCUGAAAACAAAAAAGAUGAUGUCUAUGAAGAGUAUGUUAGGAGGAGGACUAGCCAUUGCCAACCCAGAAGCAAUAUUAUUUCUCCAUCUCUUGUUCCAAGCUAUAGUACUACUAUUAGCAAAGAAGAUGUGGAAGAAGUGGCAGAAAUCAAGGAGGUAAUUAUUACGUCUGAAAAUACACAAUUAGGCGUUGAAGAAAAAAAUAAGAUUGAAGGCGAGAGAUCAUAUAGACGUAGUAAGUCAGAGAGGGUGAAAAGGGUAAGUUUUGAUGAGAGUAAGAAUGUUAUUGUAAGAAGUUCGUCUGCAGAAAAGCUUGAUGAAUUACCAAGCAAGGAGGAGGAGGUGGUGGAAGAAGAAGAAGGAAAUGAAUUUUCUAACAUGUCAAAUGAAGAGUUAAAUAGGAGGUGUGAAGACUUCAUUCAAAGACAGAUUCGGCUUCAACGAGGACAAAAUUUUGAAAUUUAAAAGGUGGGAUUGUAUCCAUUUUUUUUCUUCCCCUUUCCUUGUAUCUUGUCUUUUACUGUGAUAAUUUCGUAGAGAUUGUAAAAAUUAUAUGGAUAUUUGCACUGUAGACAUGAAGAGCUAGAGACUAUAGAGUAGUCUUUCUUAAACAAUUCCUUUUGUCGUUCAUAUUAUAAUAUAAU